Molecule: messenger RNA, 1513 nt
Organism: Syzygium oleosum
Lineage: Eukaryota; Viridiplantae; Streptophyta; Magnoliopsida; Myrtales; Myrtaceae
Product: U-box domain-containing protein 4
Exons: 3
Coding region: 155-1246 (363 amino acids)
Cellular component (GO): cytoplasm; nucleus
Molecular function (GO): protein binding
Source: RefSeq, a predicted model, not a curated record
CUCUAAUGAAACCCCCCUCCAUAUCAUCAUAUCCAAGACCCCAAAAUCCGUCGCUUCGAAACGACCCGAGCGCACCGUCGACCCGGGCCCGUCAACUCCGACCCGGCUCCCCCGAUCGAUUGAUGCGCCUGGAGCGCCGCCGGGGCCCGCCGCCAUGGAGGCCGAGGUUCCGGUGACCUUCGCCUACGUCGGGCGGAACUUCGCCGCCGCCGCCCUCGACGACUCCUCCACCUCCACCACCUCCACCUCCUCCACCUCCGCCUUCAGCGACUGCGGCAGCGACAGAUCCGGCGAGUUCCCCACCGCCUCCUCCCAGGACAACCGCCGCCGCCUCCUCAUGGCCUGCGCCUCCGACGACUCCGACGACCUCAUCCGCCAGCUCGUCCGCGACCUCGACUCGUGCUGCCUCGACGAGCAGAAGCAGGCGGCCCUCGAGAUCAGGCUCCUCGCCAAGAACAAGCCCGAGAACCGCGUCCGCAUCGCCCAGGCCGGCGCGAUCAAGCCUCUGGUCGCUCUCAUCUCCUCCUCCGAUCCUCAGGUGCAAGAGUACGGCGUCACGGCGAUUCUCAACCUCUCGCUCUGCGACGAGAACAAGGAGCUGAUCGCGGCUUCGGGGGCCAUAAAGCCGCUGGUGAGGGCCCUGAGGACGGGGACGCCGACGGCGAAGGAGAACGCGGCUUGCGCGCUGCUCCGCCUCUCGCAGAUCGAGGAGAACAAGGCGGCGAUCGGGCGGUCGGGGGCGAUCCCGCUGCUGGUGAGCCUCCUGGAGACCGGGGGUUCGCGGGGGAAGAAGGACGCGUCGACGGCGCUCUACUCGCUCUGCUCCGCCAAGGAGAACAAGGUCAGGGCGGUGCAGGCCGGGGCGAUGCGGCCGCUGGUGGAGCUGAUGGCGGACCUGGGGUCGAGCAUGGUGGACAAGGCGGCGUUCGUGGUGAGCGCGCUGGUGGGGGCGGCGGAGGCGAGGGCGGCGCUGGUGGACGAGGGGGGGAUACCGGUCCUCGUGGAGAUGGUGGAGGUGGGGACGCAGCGGCAGAAGGAGAUCGCGGUGGUGGUGCUGCUGCAGCUCUGCGAGGACAGCGCCGCGUACCGGGCGAUGGUGGCUCGGGAAGGGGCGAUCCCGCCGCUCGUGGCCCUGUCGCAGUCCGGCACCAAUCGCGGAAAGCAAAAGGCGGAGACACUGAUACAGCUUCUACGGCAACCGAGAUCCGGCGACGCCGCUGCCAGAACAUCAGAGGUGUCAGUCUGAGGGCGCACCCCCACCAACCGCCACAUGCUCACUGUAUCUAAUCCUCCCCCAACCCCCAAAAAAAAAAGAAAAGAAAAGAAAAAUUAUAUGUAUAAACCCCUCCCUGCCUCCCCUGCCCCCCCCAAAAAAAAAAAAACUGUAAAUACGUGUUGAAUUUUCUUGUCUCUCUUUUUUCUUUUUGUCUUGAAUCUGGGGAAUCGAAACGGCACUGUUUUGUUUUUGCUUUUUUGUUUUGGACGGAAUGAGUGGGAUUUCUGAUGUUGCGAC